CCGUGUCUUCGUACUGUCAUUCCUGGCCGGCAAUACACACGAUCCCCGCUUGCCGAUCCCGAAGACGGCGCGGCGCCGUUUGGACCUCUUAGCUGUCACGAACUGCUUCAUCAGCUAUCACUUCACGAUCCAUCAUUGACGCAACAUCACCGCGCAUCGCAUCCAUUCUCGAUACAUCAGGACGAGACACACAAUCAAAGAUGGUGGGUUUGACGUCUGCCGCCGGGCUGGUGGGAUUCCUGAGUGAGCCCGAUGCUGCACUCCAGGCCUUUGCGCUUGAGCGACUCAACUCGGAUAUCGACAGUGUAUGGACGGAGGUAUCAGGAUCCAUCGGUCAAAUAGAGGCCUUGUACGAAGAUGACGCCUUCACGCACCGCGAGCUAGCAGCGCUCGUACUUUCGAAAGUCUACUACCAGCUGCAGGAGUACGACGAAUCCAUGGUCUUUGCUCUCGGCGCUGGAAAGCUCUUCAACCUCGAUCACGCCGGCGAAUACGAGGAGACUAUCGUGGCCAAAUGCAUCGACACCUACAUCGCCCUCUGCGCCCUACACAACCCGCCGACGCCCGCAUCUCAGACCGGUCGCCAUGGUUCUGCAGAAUACGAUAGCGCCGCGACCACGACUGCCUCAACCGCACCCUUCUCGCAAUCCGCAAUUCCUUCCAAAUCCCUCCUAUCUCGCGAAGAGGAAAUUGGCUUCGAUUCUUCCGCACCAGGUGGAGGUAAUGCUGGGGUUGCCGGUGCGCACCCGCAUCCGUUGACCCUGUCAACUCCCGUCAAGAAGAACCUUCAGAGCAUCAUCCGCAGACUGUUUGAGAGUUGCUACCAAGUGGGUGCAUACAAGCAGGUCGUGGGAAUAGCGGUGGAGGCGCGGAACAUGGAGGUCUUGAGGGAGGCAAUUCUACGAUCAGCCUCGGAUCAGAAGAGCAAGGCCAAGAAAACUGUCAGCACAGCAGGAACCUCGGAAGAUGUCAUGGAAUAUGUGCUUGACAUUUGUAUGAAUGUCGUACAAGAGCGAGCAUUGCGGAAUGAGAUACUCAAGCUGAUUCUGGACCUUCUCAACGAGAUUCCAAGCCCGGACUACUUCGCAAUUGCCCGCUGUGUGGUCUACCUGAACCAGCAAACAAUGGCAUCGAACAUGCUCCGUCAGCUCGUGCAAAAAGGCGAUGGCAAGUCACUGGCCAUUGCCUACCAGCUCUCAUUCGAUCUAUACGAGAACGGCACGCAAGAGUUCUUGCAAAAGGUCAUGGAGGAGCUCCCGGAGGAUGAAGCAGAGGCGGGUGAGGACAGCAAGUUGAAUGGCAGUGCUGUACGACCAUCCACGCCACAUCCAAAUCAGACGGAGGAGGCCACAGAGUCAGAUCAACUGCUAUCCGAACUGAACGAUUCCGCCGGCGCACCUAAGACCUCGACGAUAGUCGCAUCAAGAACGAAGCCGAAACCGGAGAAUGCAGGAGAAUCAAAAGCGUUUGCAUCGAUUCGGAACAUCUUGCGUGGCACGACAAGCAUCGAACUGAAUCUCGAGUUCUUGUUCCGCGCUGCUCACACUGAUCGCGCCAUUCUCAACAAGGUCCGGGAUUCGCUUGAGGCCAGGAACAGCAUCUUUCACACCUCUGUCACCUUCGCCAAUGCUUUCAUGAAUGCUGGAACCACGAUUGACAGCUUCUUCCGUGACAAUUUGGAGUGGCUCGGCAAGGCUGUCAACUGGAGCAAAUUCACCGCAACGGCGGCGCUUGGUGUCAUUCACCGCGGCAAUCUCAACAACGGACAAAAGCUCUUGGAGCCUUAUCUGCCAAAGGAAAACGCCUCAGCGAAUGCUGGAAGCACCUACAGCCAGGGUGGCUCUCUCUACGCACUCGGUCUGAUCUACACAAACCACGGCACCCAUGUCUUGGACUACCUCCGCCGGCAGUUCAAGAACACACAAGAGGAGGUCGUACAACACGGGGGUGCACUUGGUCUUGGUGUUGCUGGGAUGGCUACUGGCUCUGAGGAGAUAUACGACGAGCUCAAGAACGUGCUUUAUCAAGACUCGGCCAUUAACGGAGAAGCUGUCGGGCUUGCCAUGGGUCUUGUCAUGUUGGGCACCGGCAACGCCAAGGCACUCGACGACAUGAUUCAAUACGCGCACGACACUCAACACGAGAAAAUUGUACGUGGACUCGCAAUGGGAAUGGCACUCAUCAUGUACGGCAGGCAAGAAGGCGCGGACGAACUCAUCUCAGGCCUUCUGGAGGAUGCGGAUCCUGCGUUAAGGUACGGCGGUGUCAUGACCGUUGCUCUCGCGUACUGCGGCAGCGGCAGCAACAAGGCUGUGCGCCGACUGCUACACUUGGCCGUGUCUGAUGUCAGCGAUGAUGUUCGAAGAUGCGCUGUCAUGAGUCUGGGUUUCGUGCUCUUCCGCAAGCCGGGCAGCGUACCGAGAAUGGUCGAGCUCCUUGCAGAGAGCUACAACCCUCACGUACGAUACGGAGCCACGAUGGCGCUGGGUAUCGCAUGCGCUGGUACGGGUCUUGAUGAGGCUAUAGACCUUCUCGAGCCCAUGAUGAAGGACUCCGUCGACUUUGUGCGACAGGGUGCUUUCAUCUCGUUGGCCAUGAUCAUGGUUCAGCAGAAUGACGCCAUGAACCCGAAGGUCAGCUCGUUGCGCAAGCAGCUGCAGAAGGCUGUCGGAGACAGACACGAGGAUGCCAUGGCCAAGUUUGGAUGUGCCCUUGCACUCGGCAUCAUCGACGCGGGCGGACGCAAUUGCACCAUUGGCCUUCAAACGCAGACCGGCAACCUCAACAUGGCUGGAAUCGUCGGCAUGGCCGUCUUCAUGCAGUACUGGUACUGGUUCCCUCUCACUCACUUCCUCGCACUAUCCUUCACACCUACAGCAAUCAUCGGCGUGGACUCCAACCUCGAUAUCCCCAGCUUCACCUUCCACAGCAAUACGCGACCUAGUAUGUUUGACUACCCACCUGAGGUCGAAGUCAAGACAGAGGAGGCACCCGAGAAGGUCAAGACUGCAGUACUGUCCACCACUGCUCAGGCCAAGCGCAGAAAGCUGGCGAAGGACAGGCAGAACAAAACGGACGGGAUGGAUGUUGAUCCUACUCCAGCCACCCCAAAGCCUGACGCCGAUGGCGACAAGAUGGAUACCGAUGACAAUGUCAUCGAUACCAGCAAGCUCGAUGACGACAAGACCACAGACAAGGAGAGCAGCAAGAAGAAGGUCGAGAAGGAGAAGGUUGGCUACGAGCUUGAGAACAUGAGUCGAGUGCUUCCAGGACAGACCAAGUACAUCAGCUUCUCCGCUGACGGCCGGUACCAACCCGUGAAGAAGCCCACCGGAGGCGUGAUCCUACUCGAAGACACGAAACCAGAAGAAGCAAAGACUCUCCUUGAGCUCAAGGCGCGCAAGAAAACUGCCGCUGCCGCGCCCGCUCCAGGUGCAGGCGGAGCCGGCCAAGCUUCCAACGAUAUCUCCAUGGCAGAUCUGACCCGAGGUUCAGGAGCAACAGCAGCGGCCGGUGUUCUGAACGCAGUCGAUGAAGAUGACGAUGGCGAGGAGGCACCUGUGCCUGACGAGUUUGAGGUGGACGAGGACGAGGCCGAAUUCGACGAAGAGUAG
This is a messenger RNA of Zymoseptoria tritici IPO323, 3614 nucleotides long. RefSeq lists its product as uncharacterized. The coding region runs from base 201 to 3614 and encodes 1137 amino acids. NCBI's taxonomy places the organism in Eukaryota, Fungi, Ascomycota, Dothideomycetes, Mycosphaerellales, Mycosphaerellaceae. Gene Ontology annotation, biological process: regulation of protein catabolic process; proteasome-mediated ubiquitin-dependent protein catabolic process. Gene Ontology annotation, molecular function: enzyme regulator activity. The record is from RefSeq and is a predicted model, not a curated record. The transcript is spliced from 3 exons. Gene Ontology annotation, cellular component: nucleus; proteasome regulatory particle, base subcomplex; proteasome storage granule.